AUGACAAAGCAAUCCCGUAUGACUCAACCCAACGCCCCCACCGACGCUGAAAAAGGUCAAUCUCAAGAUUUUGAUCUGACCGAUUUCUUGCGCAACGUUGACGACGAGACCUCUGCUGCCGGUAUCGCUCGAAAACACAUGGGUGUCAUCUGGAAAGAUCUCUGCGUCAAGGGUCUUGGUGCCGAUGCAAAGACUAUCAGUACCAACUUUUCAGUCAUCAAAACAUUUGUCCAAUUCUGGAAGUGGGGCAAAACCCAAGGCACUGAUUUCACCAUCCUCAAACCCCUCAAUGGCUUCUGUAAGGACGGUGAGAUGUUGCUCGUCCUCGGUCGUCCUGGUUCUGGUUGCUCUACCCUUCUCCGUGUCCUAGCAAAUAUGCGCGGCUCUUACACAUCCAUCGAAGGCGAGGUCACCUAUGGUGGCAUCGAAGCUACUGAGUUCAGCAAGUACUUCCGUGGUGAAGUCUGUUACAACGAAGAAGAAGAUCUCCAUUACCCUACCUUGACUACCAAGCAGACUCUCAUGUUCGCUCUGAAGAACAAGGUUCCCGGCAAGCGUGUUCCCGGCGAGUCCUCUAAGGAAUUCAUCAACAAGGUCCUUUACAUGCUCGGAAACAUGCUCGGUCUCACUAAACAGAUGAACACCAUGGUCGGUAAUGCCUUCGUCCGUGGUCUCUCUGGUGGUGAACGUAAGCGUCUCUCAAUUGCCGAACAGAUGACCACCCGCAGUUCUAUCAAUUGUUGGGAUUGCGCUACCCGUGGUCUCGAUGCCUCGUCUGCUCUCGAUUAUGUCCGUUCCCUCCGUGUCAUGACCGAUGUUUUGCACAAGACUACCAUCUCCACUCUUUACCAGGCCUCCGACAACAUCUUCAAUCUGUUCGACAAGGUCAUGGUUCUUGACGAAGGUCGCUGCAUCUACUUUGGUCCUACCUCCCAAGCCAAGUCCUUCUUUGAGGAUGUCGGUUUCUACUGCCCCAGCCGCAAGUCCAUUCCCGAUUUCUUGACCGGUCUCUGUAACGCCAACGAACGUGAGUUCCGUCCUGGAUUCGAAGGCAAGACUCCUCUUAACUCUGCCCAGUUCGAGAACACCUACCUUCAGUCCGAGAUGUACCGCGAGAUGAUGCGUGAGCGCGAUGCUUACGAGUCCCAGAUCGCCAAGGACCGUCCCGAUGAACACUUCAGACAGGCUAUCCUCGAGGCCCAUCAGAAGCGUGCUCCCAAGAAAUCUCCCUUUGUCUCUACUUAUUAUCAACAAGUCGUCGCCCUCACCAUCCGUCAGUUCCAAUUGAUCUUUGGUGAUGUCGGUGCUCUGGUCUCUCGUUAUGGUGGUGUCGUCGUCAAGGGUAUUAUCAUGGCCUCUGUAUUCUACAAGAUGCCAGUCGAUGCCAAUGGUGCCUUCUCUCGCGGUGGUGCUUUCUUGUUCUCUUUGCUUUUCAACGCUUUAAUUGCCCAGGCCGAAUUGUCUGCUUUCAUGCAAGGUCGUCGUGUCCUCGAGAAACACAAGCAUUUUGCCCUUUACCAUCCGUCUGCCUUUUACAUUGCCCAAGUCAUUUCUGAUAUUCCAUUGGCCAUUAUUCAAGUUAUCAUUUUCCAGCUUUGCGUCUACUUUAUCAUGGGUCUCAAGAUGGAUGCCGGAGCUUACUUUACUUUCAUGGUCGUCCUGGUCUUUACCAAUUUGUGUAUGAACGGUUUCUUCAGAUUCUGGGGUGCUGUUUUGCCAAAUUUCUUUGCCGCUUCUCAGAUUUCCAGUAUCUUCCUUAUUGCUUGUUUGAUCUACUCUGGUUAUCAGAUUCCUUACAAGUACAUGCAUCCUUGGCUGUACUGGAUUUACUGGAUCAAUCCUCUGGCUUAUGGUUACAAGGCGCUGAUAUCCAAUGAACUUCACGCAAUGCACUUUGAUUGCAAUGGUCCUGCUAUGGUUCCAUAUGGUCCUGGUUAUGAAAACACUGACUACCGUACCUGUACUCUUGCCGGUGCAAACCCCGGUGAGCCCUUUGUUCUUGGUGACAGCUACCUUGACCGUGGUUACGACUAUCAAGUCUGGCAGCGAUGGAUCGACUUUGUUGCCGUCGUUUUGUUCUUCGUAUUCUUUACCGCAAUUACCUGUCUCGCUAUGGAAUACUUUGGUCUCCAAAAGGAAGGUUCUAUUACCAAGGUUUACAAGAACGGCAAGGCUCCCAAGGCCAAGACCGAAGAAGAACUUAUGCAGCAGACCGGAACCCGUGAGGAAGAGCACAUGGAGGCUGUUUCCGAAGGUACCACUUUCUCUUGGCACAACAUUGAUUACACUGUACCCAUCAAGGGUGGCAAGCUCCAACUUCUGAACGGCAUCAACGGUAUCGUCAAGCCCGGUCACCUUACUGCUCUUAUGGGUUCUUCCGGUGCCGGUAAAACCACUCUUCUUGAUGUACUGGCCAAGCGAAAAACCAUUGGUAAGAUCGAUGGUAGCAUUCUGAUGAACGGCGAGCCCCUGCGCAACGACUUUGAGCGUGUUACUGGUUACUGCGAGCAGAUGGAUGUCCACAAUCCCAAUGCCACUGUCCGUGAAGCCCUUCAGUUCUCUGCCUAUCUGCGUCAACCUGCCGAGGUCCCCAAGGCCGAGAAGGAUGAAUAUGUUGAGCAAAUUCUUCGUCUCCUGGAGAUGGACCAAAUAGGUGAUGCCCUCGUUGGUGAUCUUGAAGAAGGUGUCGGUAUUUCUGUUGAAGAGCGCAAGCGUCUGACCAUUGCUACCGAACUUGUUGGCAAGCCCAAGCUUCUUUUCCUUGAUGAACCUACCUCUGGUCUCGAUGCCCAGAGUUCUUACAACAUUGUCCGUUUCAUCCGUAAGUUGGCCGACUCUGGCUGGCCUGUCCUGUGUACCAUCCAUCAGCCUUCUGCCACCCUGUUCGAGAACUUUGAUCACCUGGUGCUUCUGAUGCGUGGUGGCCGUACCGCCUACUGUGGUGAGAUCGGUCCUGGUUCUGCUACUAUGAUUGAAUACUUUGAGUCCAACGGUGGACCCAAGUGUGACCCCAAGGCCAACCCUGCCGAAUACAUUCUUGAGUGUGUCGGAGCCGGUACCGCUGGUAAAUCCAAGGCUGACUGGGCUGAGAUUUGGAAGGGUUCCAAGGAAGCCAAGGCUCUUCAGGACGAACUCAAUGACAUUCUUUCCAAAUCCUCCCACGACUCUUCCCGCAAGACCAGCACCUACGCCUUGUCCUUCUGGCAGCAGUUCAUGCUUGUCUACAAGCGCAUGAACAUCUCAUGGUGGAGAUCUCCCAGUUACAACCUCGGUCGUCUCUUCAACGUCUGUUUCAUUGGUCUCAUUUCCGGUUUCACUUUCUGGAAGCUCGGUAACACUCCUGCCGACAUGCAGAACCGAAUGUUCUCUGUCUUUACUACCCUUCUGAUGGCCAACGCUUUGAUUAUUCUGGCACAGCCUCGAUUCAUGCAAGAGCGUAUGUGGUUCCGUCGUGAGUAUGCUUCAAAGUACUACGGAUGGGGACCUUUUGCUCUGGCCUGUAUGGUUGUCGAAAUUCCUUACCUGAUCUUCUUCUCUGCCAUUUUCCUGGUGUGCUUCUACUGGACUGCCGGUCUUGAGAACAUCUCUGACAGAGUUGGUUUCUUCUACAUUCAUUUCUUCGUUUUCAUGCUUUACUCUGUCUCGCUUGGUUUCAUGAUUGCCGCCUUCUCUAGCACUCCUCCUAUGGCUGCCGUCAUCAAUCCUUUCUUCACAUCUAUUCUCAUUCUGUUUGCCGGUAUCGUGCAGCCACCUUCGGAAAUGCCAUACUUCUGGAGAUCUUGGAUGUAUUGGUUGGACCCUUACCAUUAUCUUAUCGAAGGUCUUGUCGUCGAUGUCAUGGCUGGUGUCAAGAUUGUCUGUGGUGCUGGUGACUACAUCAAGAUCAAUGCCCCACCUGGCCAGACCUGCGGUGACUACUUUGCCAACUACUUUGAGUCUGGUGGACUUGGUUACAUUGGAAACCCCGAGGCAACCGGAACCUGUGACUACUGCCAGUACACCGUUGGUGAUGACUUUUACGAAACCCGUAUCGGAUGGAGCUUUAGCAACAGAUGGCGCGAUUUCGGUAUCUUGUGUGCCUACUACGUUUUCAAUGUCAUGCUCUUUACAUUCUUUGUCUUCCUCUUCCGUAAAGCAAACCGAUAA
This is a messenger RNA of Phycomyces blakesleeanus NRRL 1555(-), 4146 nucleotides long. RefSeq lists its product as hypothetical. The record is from RefSeq and is a predicted model, not a curated record. Gene Ontology annotation, biological process: transmembrane transport. Gene Ontology annotation, molecular function: ATP hydrolysis activity; ABC-type transporter activity; ATP binding. The transcript has 3 exons. NCBI's taxonomy places the organism in Eukaryota, Fungi, Mucoromycota, Mucoromycetes, Mucorales, Phycomycetaceae. Bases 1 to 4146 code for a protein of 1381 amino acids. Gene Ontology annotation, cellular component: membrane.